GCAACACUUUGAAUCAGCACUGACACCGUCGUCUGAACUCUACAACCACACAUAUCGUAUACUUACUAGCAUCGAACAACCCCGCAGUUCCAGAACGAUCCGAGCGCCGCUCUUUAUAACACCGCGGCUUCCUGCACAAAAUGAGAGCAUCUCUGUUCUCCGGCUCCGGCGGCCGCGCUGCCACUUACCUCUGCGCCGCCUGUCGUCGGGAGGCGAGAGCGACAUUAUCAUCCCGGAGCAUGGUAGCACCGAGAGCCGCGCAACGAACCCUCCAAACCGCGGCGACACCACCCGUCCAGAGGACAACCGCCCAACGCUGGUCCAUCCCAACACAAGCCCGCUACAGCUCAACCUCAGCCUCUUCAAAGACAGAAACCACCUCCUCAACCCCACCAUCCAGCAUCCCGACGUACUACGCCCUCUUCCCCGAGACCCUCCCCGACGGCCCGCCGCCCACAGGCAAAUUCCCCAUCGACCUCCGCGCCCUGCGCACCGAGUUCCUCCGCCUACAAGCCGCCUCCCACCCCGACUUCCACCACUCGGCCUCCCAAACCCCGUCCUCCACCUCCCCCCAAACCACAGGAAACAACACCAAAUCCGCCGCCCGCCUCCACGCCGAAGCCACAUCCGCCCAGAUCAACGCCGCCUACAAAACCCUCUCCUCGCCGCUCCUCCGCGCGCAGUACCUCCUGCGCGAGCAGCACGGCGUGGACCUCGAGGGCGACGAGGCCGGCGCGCAGGCGGCGCCGGACCCGGAGCUCCUGAUGACGGUGCUGGAGGCGCGCGAGGUGAUCGAGGAGGCCGACAGCGAGGCGGAUCUGGAGGAGGUGCGGCUCGCCAACGAGGCGCGCAUCGACGAGUGCGAGGCGCGGCUGGGGGAGGCGCUGGAGAAGGGGGACGUGGCGGCCGCGAAGGAGGAGGCGGUGCGGUUGCGGUAUUGGGUUAAUAUUAGGGAGGGGGUUAGGGGGUGGGAGAGGGGGAAGCCGGUUGUUUUGCAGCAUUGAGGGGGUGUUGGGACAGAGGAAAGAGAUGGUGGAGGGAGGAGGGGAGGAUUAAUCGGUUGGGCUUUGAUUGUUUUUCACUGCGCCGGGCGGAUAUUUUAGAUGGCUGGUAGUGUGUUAGCGUAUUUGAGGGGAAAAUACCCAACUCUGACAAUGUAUUUAUUCAGUCGUGUGCCGGUUCGUGUUGUUAGCGCUGGGAUGGAACCGAAGAGAGACAUGUCUGUGGUUUUGUCGGUAAGGUGGAAUAGAGAAGAAUGGAAAAUGAAAAGGACCAAGAAUGGUUCCAGGG
Chaetomium fimeti is the source of this 1290-nucleotide messenger RNA. RefSeq names its product HSCB C-terminal oligomerization domain-containing protein. Bases 141 to 1004 code for a protein of 287 amino acids. Gene Ontology annotation, biological process: [2Fe-2S] cluster assembly; protein complex oligomerization. Lineage: Eukaryota; Fungi; Ascomycota; Sordariomycetes; Sordariales; Chaetomiaceae. Gene Ontology annotation, molecular function: protein-folding chaperone binding; ATPase activator activity. The transcript has a single exon. The record is from RefSeq and is a predicted model, not a curated record. Gene Ontology annotation, cellular component: mitochondrion.